GAGCCCUGCAGAGCCUGGCCUGGGCAGGGGGGCAGAGGGGGAGCCCUUCUUGGAGAGAUGAGGCCAUUGUGGGAGGACGGGCUUGUAGUCACCACUCAGACAGGCGGCGCUGGGAUCUUGGUGUUUCGAUCUGAGCUAACUGAGAUUUAGCCACGAAGCUGCAGUGGAAGGAAGACGGGCAGAGAGCCCGUGGGCCUGGACUCCAGGGGUUUCAUUUUCCACAAGACUGGGCAGGCCUCAGGUCCCCUGGUCCUCUGAGAUGGUGAGAUGGCUGCGGCAGCGGUGGCCGGACUGAUCCCCGUCUUACACUCGGUGGCUGGUGACAAGUCGGGCUACUACAUCGGCCGGCAGCUGUGGUUCGGCUUCAUUGCCGUGUACGGGGUGGUGGUGUACGUGGUCCGCAUGCCCUGGGCCUCCAUCCACAAUGACUUCUGGUGCCACGGCAACAUCACCUACCCAUGCCUGAUCGAGUGCUUUGAGAAACGUUUCAGCAGCCCUGUGGUGGGCAUCUGGUACUUCUUCUUCUUCAUCUUCCUGGCCUUCUUCUUCCUCAUGGAGUUCUUCAUGGCGCAGAUCCGGCACAAGCAGACUAAGACCAAGGCCGUGGAGACCGUGGCGGACGAGGUGGAGGAAGGAUCCAUGGUGGGGAUCCAGGAGCAUGUCACCACGCCCAAAAAGUCCAUCCUCAACUUCCACCAGGAGAAGAUGCUGCUUCUGCUCUACCUGCUGUACUUCCUCCUGCAGGUGGGCACCCAGGGGGUCUUCCUCUUCCUGCUCAUCUACCACCACCUGCCUCUGGUCAGCCAGCCUGUCAUUGACUGCAGGAACAGCCUGUGUCCCGGCUCCUAUGUCUGCCUUAUCAGGGGGACCAUGGAGAAGCAGAUGUCCAUUUACACCCUCAUCACCUUGUCCUCCAUGAUCAUCCUCUUCUGCCUUGGCUUCUUCAUCUACAGCAUCCACCACUACCUGCUCAAGGGGCUCUCCAGUGUCAAGUUCUGGGUUGGCUGAUGUCUGCGGAUCUGAACUGAGAGCAUCCCUCACUCUUCACACCAGGACGAAGCUGUGCCCCCAAAUAAGGCUGGGGCUCACUCCCUUCUUUGUUUUUCCCUUUCGUACAAUAAACACAAACUGUUUCUAGUCA
Molecule: messenger RNA, 1141 nt
Organism: Erinaceus europaeus (western European hedgehog)
Lineage: Eukaryota; Metazoa; Chordata; Mammalia; Eulipotyphla; Erinaceidae
Exons: 2
Coding region: 268-1008 (246 amino acids)
Source: RefSeq, a predicted model, not a curated record